AUGACCAGCGGCACUAUGUUGGAAGCAUCAUCAUCAAUGCAUUUGUACGAAGAAAUAAUGGCCACGUAUUUAUCAACAGAACCCGUCGUUGUACCUCAACAAUUGCCAGUAGAAAAUUCAAAUAUUUCAAUCGAACCAGUUCCUAUAGUACGACAAUCACAAUUGAGAAAAUCAUUACCAAUCAAUUCAAAUAUUGUUACUGAAGAGAAAGUAUUCUGUGAUCAAAAAGUGAAAUCGGACAUUGUAGUACCACCUACUGUGCCUCACAGCGAAUCUUUGAACGAAGAACAUGUCGACGGUAAUGGUAUUACAAAACUAGAAGAUGAAUCUGAGGACACAUUCUCAGACGAUGAUGAAAUUGUAUUGAAACCAAUAGCCGCUGAAUAUCCAACUAACCGAGAAAUUGUCAUUGAAGGACCAACGCUUGGUGCUUCUAUAGUACAAAAAAAGAAGAAGGUGAAAAAAUCCAACAGCACUGCAAAUAAUCAUGAACGUGGUGAAAACAAUAGUUUAAAAACUUGGUUUAAUGCUCUAAAGUUAAAAAAAUCGUUAAACACUACGACAAAUGGCUCGACCAAUCAAAAAAAUACGUCUGCAGUUGUAGAAAAUAAAUCUGAAGAAGGAAGUACAAAGGCUGUGAUUUGUCCUCAAGAGACAAAUUUAAAUGGUAGCAGUUCGCCAUCAAAUAAUCUAACAGCAAAUACUGAAUUUCAAACCUAUCGUGUUAGAGUUCUUCCUGAACUUAGAAAAUUAACAGCAAGUGAAGCACUGAAUAUCGCUCGUCGUCAGCAUCACUCAUUAUAUCAACAAGAUUCACCUAAACCUGUAUUACUUAAAAAACUGACACAACAUAGUUCAGUUAAUUAUUCAUCUUCCAUUUCGAGUACAUCCAGUUCUUCUACUCAAUCCUCUUCUUCAAGUACUGAUUAUGAAUCAUUACGAGCUAAUGAAAAUACUUAUCUUUUACCAACAUUAGUAAACAAAAAUUCUCAUGAUCCACCAGCAUUAAUUCAUUAUCUUGAUAAUGUAAAUAAAUUAACAAUUGAACAAAUUGUAAAUGAAUUAAAAAUUAUCUUGCAUGACUAUAAAUUAAAUUUACCUGUUAUCGAAUUUCAAACAUUAAAAAGUUAUUUGCAACCAUCAUCAAAGAUUAAUAGAGAAUAUCAGUCACGAUACAUUAUAUUAUUACAAAUUGUUCAUGAAUUUCGAAUAUUUUUAUCCUAUCAUUCAAAUCGUACAGUUGAUAGUACAUUUUUUGAUGAAUUUCUUUUAUCAUUAUUGGUUGCUCAACAUUCAAUACCAAUUGUUGUUUGUUCAAAGUUAUUAAAACAAAAACCAUAUCAUUCUCAAAUACAAACAAUAAUAACUAAAGAUGUGUCUCUCUUUAUCAAAGAAUUUGAUUCAAAAAUCAUUAAUUAUAUAUUUGAUAAAAAUGAAUUUGUACAACAAUCGUCAGAUAUUAAUCAAUUUUUAUUUAACAUAGAAAAUCAAUGUUGUCAAUGUUUAUAUGAAUAUCUAAUUCAAUCGAUGAACGAUGUGACAACAAUUGAUAAAACUAAUCCAAUUGCUCAACGAGCUUAUUUACUCAAUUUAUAUUUUAGAAAAAUAAAAACAUUUCAUACAUUUAAAAUAAAUGAAAAUAAUGAAAAUGAUAUUAUUAUUCUCUACUAUGUUAUGUUAAAUGUAAAAAUGAGUUAG
This is a messenger RNA of Didymodactylos carnosus, 1698 nucleotides long. The record is from the annotation of a GenBank genome assembly. Lineage: Eukaryota; Metazoa; Rotifera; Eurotatoria; Philodinida; Philodinidae.